AUGUGCCACCCGCCUCAAUCCCUGCCUUCCCUCGCCACUGCGUACUUCGAGUUGACCGUUCCCUAUCGGCUUAUCGUUGUCAUCGUUGUCAUCGCUUACCACGACGACACCACGUCCACCGCUGUGCAUCUAUUCAAGGCUGGUGGUUUCUUCUCCGAUAUCAGAUGUCUUUCCAUGCCCUCUCAUGUCGAAUACUCCUGUUGGUGUUGUGUGAACGGUACUCGAGUGGCGUCCAAGCUUCCCCCGUACCCACCGGACUUUCAACGCUGGAUCGACAACACUACCUUGCCAUUGUCAGCUAUUAGUCGCCGCUUGAAUUAUUUAUUUGCCUUUUCUGCUAUUGGAGCUUCCGAGGGAUUCGUACACUUUGGCGUGCCCGCUGACGUCGUCGUAUCUGGUCGGGUGUAUCAUCGGCUGCUUGACUUAUCCGCCGGCGAUCACAGCAUGCGUUGGUUUCUGUACGAUGAAGACGCCCGGUCUUUGAAAGCCGCGAAUGCGAACGUUCCCUUGCCUGCUGUUCAGCAAACGAAGCACCUGAUUCAGUCAGUCAACCCGUACCUCUCUACUAUCCGCCAUGCCUUGCAGCAGGUCGCCGAUGAGGCAAUCCCGUUGGCCGUCGAGCUGAAGGAUUCGUCCCUCAGUGGUGAGGUCGCUGCAGUUAUCAACACACAGAAUCUUGGCACCAUCGACUGCCGCAAAGUCGUCUUUCAUCGCCAUGGUGGUAGGGCUCAUUUUGUUCAUAUCCUCUCCCGACACUACGAGCCUCUUCAGUAUCCAUUGCUAUUUCCCCACGGAACACUGGGCUGGGGCAUCCCUGCACUCGACGAACCCACUCUCAGGCGGUCGGGCACUACAGGGAACGACACACCGGCUCAACAAGCCAAUGGCCUCACACAGCUUCAGUGGUAUCGGGCGUUGCUUCUAUCAGAAGCUCGAUUUCUGACCUUCGGUCGUCUCGCCUGCGAAUACCUGGUUGACAUGUAUUCAAGAAUCGAAGAAACCAACCUAGACUACUUACGACGGGCAAGGUCAAUGCAAUCCUCGGGGUUGGACGAACAAACUGCCGAGAUAUCGUCAGAUAGCUUGCGCAACAGGUUGCCGGCAACCUUCACCGGCUCCCGGGCAUGGACGUCUGACCAGGUUGCUGAUAGUCUGGCACUGGCACGACAUUUUGGAAAGCCGACCUUUUUUAUUACGAUGACGACGAAUCCGGGAUGGCCCGAAAUCGUGAGUUCGAUGAAGGCCAGUCAGCAUUUUACUGAUAUUCCCACGGUAGUCUGUCGUGCUUUCCACAUCCGUCUUCAACAUCUCAAAUCCUUUAUAAAGGCUCACUUCGGUCGCAUGUUAUACGUCAUUACCGUAGUCGAGUUUCAGAAACGGGGCCUUCCGCACGCACACAUGUUGAUCAAGAGCCCCCUAUUGAUGCCCUGGACAAUGUCGUUUCCGCUGAACUCCCUCGGUCUGCUGCGGAUGCUACCCUCCGUGCCUUCAUUCUUCGCACCAACAUACACAGGCGAACCCAUCUAUCAGGUCCCUCUUAUUGUAACCGGGGUGGCCGGUGUCGAUUCGGAUUCCCUCAUCAGCUUCGUCAACGAACAUCGAUCGAUUCUCAAGGUCGUGUUCACUUUCGUCGCAGAUUAG
Molecule: messenger RNA, 1641 nt
Organism: Colletotrichum abscissum
Lineage: Eukaryota; Fungi; Ascomycota; Sordariomycetes; Glomerellales; Glomerellaceae
Exons: 3
Coding region: 1-1641 (546 amino acids)
Source: RefSeq, a predicted model, not a curated record